UUUUGGAUAUCGAGCAGCCUUCGAACCACCCAUUAUCGAAAAAUGACAAUAAACAGGAACCUAUCAUUUGUCAAGUCCCAAAAAUUCUCCGUAAUGUAGAUGAUGAAAAACAUUACACUCCUCAGUUAGUUUCCAUUGGCCCUUUUCAUCAUGGCCAAGAAAGCUUGAAGGAAAUGCAAUGUCACAAGGAGAAUUAUUAUUUGAAAAACUUUCUUAAUGAACGUUCUACAAAGAAGAAAGAGGAAAUCUCACAGUUCAUUCAAGAACAUUUUGAAAAUAUGAUCAGGUCUAAAUAUGUUGGUCCCAUAGAGCUUAAGGACAAUGAGUUCAAAGAUAUUAUUCUCACUGAUGCUUGCUUCAUAUUUGAACUCUUUUCCUUAACGUGUGAAGGAAAAAGGCCAGAAGAUUACAUAUUGUCAACUCCAUUAUUAUUAUAUUGGACAAAGAAGGACUUGGUAAUGUUCGAGAACCAGAUUCCAUUAUCUUUUCUUCAGAACCUAUUCGACUUUACCAACCCUAAGCCCGGCCACUCACGGUCGUUUCUGGAGCUUUCCAUGAAAUUCUUUCAACUUAAAAUUCCUUCAGACCACUUGGAUGGAAUAAAACACUUCACUGAUUUGUACAGAAGGUCUUGGCUCCCAAAAGAAAAUUUUAAGAGUCAUUAUCGUACAAAUUUCUACGAUCUUAGAUACACUGCAACAAAGCUAGACAAAGCCGGUGUUGAUUUUGCUCCUCCGCCACCCAAAGAAGACUCAACACCGCUAACAAGAGUUAAGGUUUCGCAGCAGGGAUGGCGGUGGUGCAAAUUCAUACCAUGUUUGAAUUCCCUCAAGCUUCAACUUCCUGUUUUGGAGAUACAGAAUAACACAGAAUGUUUUUUGCUAAAUGCGAUGGUAAUGGAACAAUGUCAACCUGAUCCGCAGUCCAAGACUCCCAUCUGUAGCUACAUUUGGCUAAUGGAUAAACUCAUAAAUACCGAGGAGGACGUGGAACUAUUAGUUGAGAAGAAAGUCAUUUCUCAUUGUCUUGAAAGUAAUAUGGCUGUGGCGAACAUGAUCAACAAACUUCCCAAGAAUAUAUAUGUGGAAAAUUUCAUCUACAAUGACGAAUGCAAACCACUUAACGAAUUCUAUGAGCGUUGGUACAACCGUGCUAAGGAAACUCUCAAAAGGGUUUACUUUAAGGAUCUUUGGACGACCAGUUCCACUUGUGUUGCAGGUUUGGUAGUCCUAUUCACAGCUAUCUCAGCCAUCGAGUCGUUAAAGUCGUUGCUAGGAAAUUAAGAAAUCCUUUCUCUCGCCACUAAAUUAUCCAAUUUUCUUGUUAUUAUUACUGUAACGACCCAACUACU
Humulus lupulus (European hop) is the source of this 1351-nucleotide messenger RNA. RefSeq lists its product as uncharacterized. The record is from RefSeq and is a predicted model, not a curated record. The transcript has 2 exons. NCBI's taxonomy places the organism in Eukaryota, Viridiplantae, Streptophyta, Magnoliopsida, Rosales, Cannabaceae. Bases 174 to 1283 code for a protein of 369 amino acids.